Molecule: messenger RNA, 672 nt
Organism: Dioscorea cayenensis subsp. rotundata (Guinea yam)
Lineage: Eukaryota; Viridiplantae; Streptophyta; Magnoliopsida; Dioscoreales; Dioscoreaceae
Product: 50S ribosomal protein L28, chloroplastic
Exons: 2
Coding region: 49-480 (143 amino acids)
Biological process (GO): translation
Cellular component (GO): ribosome
Molecular function (GO): structural constituent of ribosome
Source: RefSeq, a predicted model, not a curated record
UCUCGUUUAUAACUCGAUAAACGAAAAGAGAAAAAAGAAAACGAAAAAAUGGCGGCAGUUCUCGCGGGGCCUUCAGCCCUGAGCUUCAGUUCGAGUUCUAGGGUUAGGGUUUCAAGCAUUGGGUCUGUUCGGAAGCCGGGAUUCAGGCUUGGAUUCUCGAGAUCGGAGUUUGGAGGCUCAAGGAUUAGCAUCUCUCCGGCGGCGCUGGUUCUCCCGAUUUUGGCCCCCGUUCAGCCCAUCGUUGCUCGCAGAGUGUGUCGGUUCACUGGGAAGAAGGCAAACAGAGCCAACAAGGUCUCUUUCUCUAAUCACAAGACGAAGAAGCUACAAUUUGUGAACUUGCAGUACAAGAGAGUCUGGUGGGAAGCCGGUAAGCGAUUCCUCAAGCUCAGACUCUCCACCAAGGCAUUGAAAACCAUAGAGAAGAAUGGCUUGGAUGCUGUCGCCAAGAAGGCUGGUAUCGAUCUCCGAAAGGAAUGAGGUUGUCAUACUUUCGUCGAUUCUAUUCCUAUUAUUCGGACAAAUUUAACCUGAUCUUUGAUCAUUAAGAAUCGAGUUCUUUUGUGCUCGAACCUCCCUGUAAGCAAAAAAAAAAAAAACUGGCAUGCUUGCCUGCAAAAUGAAGAUCUCUGUUUUUCCUUGGAUAAUAUCAACAAAGUAUUAUUUCUCUAA